Eucalyptus grandis is the source of this 2835-nucleotide messenger RNA. RefSeq lists its product as uncharacterized. The record is from RefSeq and is a predicted model, not a curated record. The transcript is spliced from 3 exons. Gene Ontology annotation, molecular function: transmembrane transporter activity. Gene Ontology annotation, biological process: transmembrane transport. Lineage: Eukaryota; Viridiplantae; Streptophyta; Magnoliopsida; Myrtales; Myrtaceae. Bases 93 to 2582 code for a protein of 829 amino acids. Gene Ontology annotation, cellular component: plasma membrane.
CGAACCAACCUCGUCAUAACCUCCGUCGCUCCCUCGGACGAGCACGCACGAGGAAGGAAGCAAGAACCGCAGUUACCAGCUCGUUUCUAACCAUGACGCGGGGGAUCUCGGGUCGGCCGGAGCGAGCGGGAGCCCUGUGGCGCGCGUGCCUCGCGUCCGCCCUCCGGACCGCGCUCGCCUGCGCCGUCGUGGCGUGCGCCACCCUGUACGGGCCGGCCCCGCUGCGGCGCGCCGUGUCGCUCCCGGCCUUCUCCUACGUGACGGUCAUCCUGGUCGUCACCGACGCCUCCCUGGGCGACACGCUGCGCGGGUGCUGGCUGGCGCUGUACGCCACCGCCCAGAGCAUCGGGCCCGCGAUACUGAGCCUCUGGCUGAUCGGCCCCGCGAGGCUGUCGGCCGGGACGACGGCGCUCGCGGUGGCGCUGGCGUCUUUCGUGGUGGCGCUGCCGGGGGCCACGCACGGGACGGCGAGGCGGAUAGCGCUGGGGCAGGUGGUGCUGGUGUACGUGAUCGGUUACAUCGAGAAGGAGCGGAUCGAGGCGGUCAUGCACCCGCUCCACGUGGCUGCCAGCACGGCCGUCGGGGCCCUCGCUUGCCCGCUGGCCCUGUCGCUCCCCUUCCCGAGGACGGCCUGUCAUGAGAUAAAAGAGAACUGCAAGGCCUACGCCGAGAAUGCCUCGAACAGGUUGAAGCUCUUUGCCGAGGCGUUCCUCGCCCAGGACGAAGAAUCCGCCCUCGCCCUUAUCUCUCGAGCCAAAUGCUUGUCCCGUGCUGGGAACAUACUUCUUCGGAAUAUCAAACGCCAUCAGGAAAGUGCGCUUUGGGAGAGAGUUCCGUUCACGUCCUCGAAACCAUACCACAUGAGCCCAAGAGACAGAUUGCAGGAAAGUUUAGAAACACAAUUGCGUGGGAUGGAGACGGCAUUAACGAGCAUCACUUCGUUCCCAGUCACAUUGCCCGGUGAUGAUGGACCGCUCAAAAAUUGUAAACUCGCUUUAGACGAACACAUUGCUCUGAUCAUGAGGCAAUCUAAGAGCUGGCUUUCCCCGGGUGAUUCUACUUCAACCGUCCCUGAAUCAGUUUCCAAAAACAUAAUUGGCUUCUUCGACUCUAUUCGCAAAGUACCGGCCUCGCCCGAGCACUUGCCCUCCAUCUUCUUCCUCUUCUGCAUGAAACUCCUCCACGGCAAGACCACACCAUUGACAUCACCCCAAGAUGAUCCUCUUAGAAAAGACGAACAGUCAACAGGUAAAGAAGGCGGGCUUUCUCACUGUUUCGGAAGAGUCCGGAACGAGUGGGGCUUCAAAAUGAGCCCCAAAAGGCUCGUCCCCGCGCUCAAGUGCUCGCUCUCGCUGGGCCUAGCGGUGCUGUUUGGGCUUAUGUACAGCAAGGAGGACGGUUAUUGGGCCGGGCUUCCGUUAGCCGUCAGCUAUUCCUCAGCCAGAGAGGCUACUUUCAAGGUGGCCAACGUCAAGGCGCAGGGCACGGUGCUGGGAUCCGUUUAUGGAGUCAUAGGUUGCUUUCUUUUUCAGAGGUUCUUGCCCGUGAGAGUCCUUUCUCUCGUCCCUUGGUUCGUCUUCUGUAGCUUUCUUAGGAAGAGCAAGAUGUACGGCCAAGCAGGCGGCAUCUCGGCUGUGAUCGGAGCCCUGUUGAUACUGGGUAGGAAGAACUUCGGCCCGCCGAGCGAAUUCGCCAUCGCAAGAAUAGUCGAGACCUUCAUUGGGUUUUCUUGUUUGGUAGCGGUGGAACUUCUGAUGCAGCCCACGAGAGCUUCUUCUCUGGCUAAGCGUCAGCUCACCGAUUGUUUCAUGGCAUUACGUGAGUGCAUUGCCACGGUCACGACACUGGGUGGACUCGACAACACCAAGAUGUCUAAUCUUGAAGAGAAACAAAAGAGGGUCAAGAUGAGUGUGCUUGAGCUCGGUAAGUUCAUCGAGGAAGCCGAUGUAGAGCCGAAUUUCUGGUUCGUGCCCUUUCACAGUGCUUGCUACAGUAGGCUCUUGGGGUCUUUGUCGAAGAUGGCGGACCUCUUGUAUUUCUGUGGCCUUGCGCGGAAGUUCCUCGAACAAGAAUUGUCAGCACUCGAGGCCGCGGCUGCUUCUUCAGAAGAGGCCCUGGAUAAGCUUCACAGCGACCUUGAACUUUACAGGGAUCUCGCGAGCUCUUCGCUGAAAUGCUUCGAGGAGAUCAACUCAAUCAAAUCAGUCUCGCUUCUCGAGAAGCAGCUUCAAGAGACCAGCGUUUCUUGUGAUCUCGAGUUGGGGAAAGCAACAAAAUCCAACCUGCUAAGGCCUCGUUUUGAUGAAGGUGACGUCGAGAAGAUGGUGGGCUCUUAUCUUCAGCAUUCUCGAGAGGUGCUCCAUAAAAUCAGCAGUGGCGGUGAUGGCGUCGAAGCCGAGAACGCGAUCAAAAGCGAAAUGGUCCUCAGUUUGGGUGCUUUAGGAUUCUGCAUGAGUAGCUUGCUAAGGGAAGUGAGAGAGAUCGAGAAGGCCAUGAAAGAACUCGUGCAGUGGCAUAAUCCGACAAGCCAGAUAGCGAACUUGCACGACUUUUCUUGCAAGAUUCACGCCUUGCGCGGCUGAGAGACUUGAGGACAUUAUCUGUGCAUAAAUGCUGAAUCAUUCAUCUAAAAAAGUUUUGUUCCCAUCGUGGAGUACAAGGCAAGAAUAUAUGGACCGUCAGAAAAGUUUCACAAGCAAGGGGAAUUCCUGUUUGUAGCGUAAAACGGAUUGCCUUUUUCUAUAUCGAACGAAUUUAACUUCAAAUAGUUGUAACGCUUCAAAUUCAUAUGUCCCACAAAGGAAAAAUGCAAAUGUAUAUGUAUAAAAAGGGGAG